AGAGGAAGGUGAGUUUUAGAGAGAGAGAGGGAAAUAUGGAGAGAAUGUGUGAUUCCUCCGGGGAUGGUGGUGGCGGCGGCGGCGGCGACUCCUCUUCUUCUACUGCGGCGUAUUUGAAGCAUCUGAACAAGAUUUCACAUAAGAUCUCUAAACCCAUUCGGAAGCCCCCUGUUUACGAGACUCAAAUUGUUCAAAGCUCUGAGUUAGAGCCCCAGCAAUCGCAGCAGCAAGCGGCGCCGCCUCAACAGCAGCAACAGCCGCCGGUUUAUAACAUAAACAAGAGUGAUUUUCGCGAUGUGGUUCAGAAGCUCACCGGAUCUCCGGCGCACGAGCGGAUGUCGACUCCGCCGCCGAUUCACCAGCCCAAGCCGCCCAGUUCGAGGUUGCAGAGGAUUCGCCCUCCGCCGCUCGUGCAAAUAGGGAACCGCCCGUCUCCGCUCUUGACCGUCGCCGGCCCUCCCCUCCUGCUUCCCAGCGGCGGAGGGUUUCUCGGCGCUGGCCUCCGCCCUGCGCCUCAACCGCAGCCUCUUUCCCCUCUUCCGCCGUUUCCCGCCGUACAUGCGGCGGCCGAGUCCCCGAUCUCCGCCUACAUGAGGUUCCUCCACACCUCUUUCACCGCCGUUGACUCCGAUUCCAAGCGCUUCUCCACCGGGCUUCCCCCGCUCGCCCCGCUCGCUUCGCCGCGAUGGAACACCUUCGCUCCUCCUCCUCCUCCUCUUCCUCCGCCACCACCUCCGGCAUCAUCGGCCGCAAUUUUACCGCAAUUUCCUGCUAUGCCGUCUUCUCCACUGCCGUUUAGCUGCCUGCCGUCGCCGUCGCCGAGGUCGCCGUGUGCCUUGCUGUCUCCGAAUCUGCUGCUUUCGCCGGCGGGUCAACUAGGGUUCCCGCAGCUCCCCCUGUCUCCGACGGUUCCUGUUUCUAGCCCAACCUGGAAGGGUAUUUGAAGAAUUCCAGUCCAAUACAAAGAAGAGGUAAGAAUUUUAGGAUUUAAUUUGUUGAAAUAUACUACUCCGGUAAAAGUAGUAGCUGUAGAAGAAGAAGAAGAAGAAAAGAUUGGAGGAACAUGUACAUUUAGUUCCAAGGUGAAAAAUGUUAAAAUUUGACUCGCUCUAUAGUUACUUUUGCUCUCUGUAAAUGAAUGAAUGCUAAUGAUAGUGAAUGAGAAACAUUAGAUUUGUUCUUCUCAGUCAA
Molecule: messenger RNA, 1191 nt
Organism: Ipomoea triloba (trilobed morning glory)
Lineage: Eukaryota; Viridiplantae; Streptophyta; Magnoliopsida; Solanales; Convolvulaceae
Product: VQ motif-containing protein 9-like
Exons: 1
Coding region: 36-944 (302 amino acids)
Source: RefSeq, a predicted model, not a curated record